AUGAAAUUUCUCCUCUUCCUCCUCACCCUCCUCGUCCCCGCCCUCGUCUCAGCCACGCUGACAACCGGUGACGGACCCGGGGAAACCGGCCACAACAAAAUGGUACGCCGAAUGCCGGAUCCAGCCGUUCCCGUGCAGUCUCAAGCCCCGCCGGAUAACUCUCCUCCCGGGCUAGUUACCAGAUAA
Messenger RNA from Plenodomus lingam JN3, 186 nucleotides. RefSeq lists its product as uncharacterized. NCBI's taxonomy places the organism in Eukaryota, Fungi, Ascomycota, Dothideomycetes, Pleosporales, Leptosphaeriaceae. The record is from RefSeq and is a predicted model, not a curated record.